AUGGGCACCUGCCAAAGCGCAAGCUGUAACACCGAAUGUACUCCAGGCCAAUGUUCGGACAACUGCUGUUGCAGGACAACACAUGAUGGUCGGGAGGUGAUUGUGGACACCCGUCUGUGGCAUCCGGAUUCGACAUCGAAUUCUCCCCGGUCAGAUGCAGAUGGCGACGCUGAUGGCGCAAAGUAUGCAGCUGAAGCUUUCCAAUUAAGGGCAGCUGGGCUAGAGCAGUUGGAUCUGGCCCAUGCGACUCGGACAGUAACAUUCAGAAUUGAGCAAGAUCUGCUCAGAGGAGUGACUUUGACAUCAUCAAUACAGGCUUUUGACCGGCUGUGGUCGAGCUCACCAGCAAGUCUGUCAGUCCUAGAGCGAGGUUCCUUUUACAACAUGUCAGCCGCGGUAGACAGCCUGGAUGUUUUUCUGAGCCAUACCUGGCAUACCCCCGGAUCGCAGAAAGUUCGCGCAUUGAUGGUGCAGUCUGGCGGCUACCACUUUGUGUUUGGUUGGCUCGUGGGUGGAGGAAUUCUUGUCUGCCUGGAAGCUUUUGGAGUCUUUUCGGAGGCGUACUAUUACCAGCGAGCACCCUCGGCAAGGCUUGGUGGAUGUCUGGGCUGCAUCGUCGGACUUCUGGUAGCGCCCUACCUGCCACAGUUUCGCAGACAACGCAAGAGGUACUUUCUGGAUGUGGCAUGCAUUCAGCAGGUUGACCCAGAAUUGAUGCAACGUGGGAUUCGCAGCUUGGGCGGCUUUCUGGCAGCCAGCUCUGAACUGCGAAUUUUAUGGAGCCCGCUGUAUCUGUCCCGGCUUUGGUGCGUGUUUGAGCUCGCGGCCUAUCGGACUGCUAAUCCGAAAGGACGCAUUGUGCUAAAGCCUCUCUUUGCAGAGGUUGGGCUGCUUUACAUCAUCAUGGCGACUUAUUGGGCCUUGCUGGCUGAUGAGCUAAAGGUACGCAUUUGGGGGGACAGCGUGUAUGCUACAGAUCAGACCUUCAGCAAUCUUCUUCAAGCUGUGUCCCAAGUUGCCUUUCUCCCGUUGUUUCAUCGUCUUCGCCAGCUCCUCCAUGAAAAGCAGCAGCGCGUUCAUCAGAUGCAGAGCUUUGAAUUGGCAAAAGUAGACUGCACCGUGCCAAGCGACCGAGAGUUCAUCUACAUGUCGAUUCUUGAUUGGUAUGGAAGUGAAGAGGGGUUCGAGCAAUACGUGAGAGGCCCACUGGCUGACGAGCUCGUAAGGCCAUUUACGCAAAUCGACUUUCCAGCUGUGUAUUGGCUCAUGACCCUUACGCCCGUAAUCGGCAUGGGUCUGGAUUUCUGGUUGAACGAAAUUCUUCGCCGAUCAAACCCGGAUCCGUUGCAGGCAUUUCUAGCUUGGGUCAUUGCAACCCCUUUGACGUUCAUGAAUGUUCUGCAUCUGUGUUAUUACUUGUGCGACUGUUUGCGUCCUGGACCCGGAAUCUUGGACUUUGUAAAGAGCCUCUUGGUGUGGCUGGUGCUGUUGUUCGGCACCUCUAUGAUGUUUCAGCAGCAUGGCCUUCUUGGCUUCGGAGUUCAUGUGACCCUUGCGGCUUGCGCUGCUCAUGUGGCCAUCAACUUCCUCCUCAGGUGGGCGAUGCGAAGCAGAAAGUGCAGCAAGUGA
This is a messenger RNA of Symbiodinium natans, 1629 nucleotides long. The record is from the annotation of a GenBank genome assembly. Lineage: Eukaryota; Dinophyceae; Suessiales; Symbiodiniaceae.